CGCUACCUGUGCCUGUGCUUUCCUUCUUUCUUUCGCAAGUUCUCGCUCCCUUUCCAAAACACGAAGUUCACCGCGUUGACGGAAAAUGUGCAGGGUGAGACGUAGAACGAAUGGCAUGCCGUACGCUGUAGCUGUAGCGGUGUGUGGGUUCUCGUGGUAGCGUCGUCUGCUCACUGGGAAAGGGUGGAGGCAUUGCCAGCGUGGCAGACGUAUGCUUCCCACCAAAAGGGAGAUCUCAGACGGCGACGCUGCGACGAGGUCGCCGUGGACGUCGCGGGCAUGCCGGGGCCCUGGUCACCUCUCCGGGUGGCACUUGUACUGCUUGCAGCUGCAGCCAUCAUUGGAGGGGCCUUGCUGCAUGCCAAGCUGGUCAACAUUAUAGAAACGAGGCUGCGAGAACAUUGCAUUGACAGAUCGCAUCGACGUUCCAGGAACAACAUUCACGGGUACCCAGCAGCAGACGUGCAGCCGGACAACGUUACUGGCGCCACCUGUACCCCACAGCUGAGUGUAUGUUUCCUGAAGACGCACAAGUGCGCCAGCUCCUCCAUACAGAACAUAAUGCUACGCUUUGGAGAUGGCCACGACCUGUCCUUCGUGCUGCCUCCAGCUAGCAACUACUUGGGUCACCCAGCGCCCUUUCACCGUUCCAUGGCUCCCACCUUGGCUAACACAUCCGGCUACUUCGACCUGCUCGUGCAUCACGCUCGCUUCAACGAGGCGGAGAUGAGGCACGUUCUCGCUCCCGGGGCAAAGUUCGUGACCAUAGUUAGAGAGCCGGCUGAACUCUUUGAGUCGCUCUACUCCUACUACGAUUUGGUGAAGCAGUUUCGGGUGCCUCACACACGUGCAGACAGACACACCGUUCUCCGGGCUUGGGCUCGUCAACGCCUGGCAGGCAAACAGCUUGGCGCGGUUGCAGAUUCGCCUCCUUCAGCCGAUACCAGGGGAUGGUAUCGAACAAAGGUGUCUCUCGAACGUUUGACCAGCAGCAACGUUUCCAUGGCCUGGGUUCGUCAACGCCUGGCCCGCAAACCGCGUGACAAGCUCGGCCUCAACCAGAUGUCCUUCGACCUGGGACUCCAUCCUUCCCAGUUUAACGACCUCAAUGCCGUCCAGAACUUCAUUCGUCGCAUCGACUCUGCCUUCGACCUCGUCCUCGUCGCGGAGCGCAUCCGCGAAAGUCUCGUCCUCCUCAAAGAUCUUUUGUGCUGGACGACAGACGACGUCGUGACCUUCAGGCACAAUUCACGUGCAGCGCCUUUUCGUAACCUGCUCACCGCGCAUGGGAGGGCGCGCCUGCGCGAGCUGAACGCGGCGGACACCUUCUUGUACGACCACUUCGCCAAGCGACUCGACGAGCGCAUCCGCCAGUUCGGCCUGGAACGAAUGCAACGAGAGGUGAAACGUCUCGACGAGAGGACAAAGUUUUGGUACUCGAGAUGCGUGAGCGGCGUGCAGCCGGUCCGUCAUCUGAUCAAACAGAUUAAAGGUGUCUCGAAGCAGAACCGGAGGUACUGGACGAACGCGAAGGUCGUGGGUUUCCAGGCGAGGGACUCGAGAUCGACGGAGUGUCACAGGUAUCUGACGCUGGAGUUGGUGUUCACGGAUGAAAUCCGAAAAAGGCAGGAACAAGUGCUGCAGACAAAGAGGCCAGCGGUGGGAAGCAGGAAGAAUUCCAACGGAAGAUGAUGGUGUGUCUGUCCCUCUCUUGUGCAGGGGGGAAUUGUGUGUCUUCCAUUUCGACGAGACGCUCCGCCGCGGAGGCUGGUUGCUGGCUGGUUGCCACGCGGUGCUGUAGGUCCAGUGCGGAACGUGUACAAGGGCAUGUGUAUGUAGAUUCCUUGUUUAGACCUUAUUCUGCUUAGUUUGCCUCGGCAGACAUUUUCUCUCGUGAGAAUCUCUCUCCCUUUUUUUUUUUUUUUUUUUGCGGUUUCUCUACUUUUGUAGGUUCACGUACAACAUCUCUAUACAGGUUUAGAUAGAGUUUACUUCAUUUUACAAAUUAGAAGGCCUCUGCUGUGAUAGCUGAACACGUUUUUCUCGACACUCUGAGCAGUAGGCCCUCUGCAACAAAUCUACUUGUGUAUGUCCUGUGAAAGUAACUUACUGCCUCACCAGGUAAAAAGAAACACAGCCUCUCCUUACAGACUUCAUUUACAUAGACAUUUACAUUAUACAUAACUUUUUUGAUAGCGUUCACAAACUUGCAAGUUAAACAAACUUAAAAGUUGUCUCUUUUAUGCUGUUAAGAGGUGGCGUGGAAAAUGAAUGUGCAAACAGUUUCCAAAACUGUUUUGCACUGCAGCAAAAUUUACUCGAACUUGCGUGUUAGAAUUAGAACUGUGCAAAUAUUGAUAAUUUGAGCUUAAAUUAUGUUUAAUAUCCGGCCAGAAUUAUAAACCUCAGUGUAACGCAGCCGGAAAUUCCUCCUGAGCCACAUCACACUUAUCUGAUACCACAGUGAUUUGCGUGAUAUUACAUUCUAGCGUACUCUCUCGUAUAAAAGUUGAGAUAAGCGGGAACAUGUAGAUCCGGAACAAACUAAUAAAAUAUGACUCGCACGCUAAUUUCUCGCAUCAGUAACAAGGCAAUCAUACGUUUCAUUGCACUUCCAAAGAAAGCAGGUUGGCGUAUACUAAAAUACGACAGGCAGAACGGGGUGACAGUGAGCAAGUGCCAUAUAGGAAGAUGAUGAGGAAAAAGUUAUUUGAAGCUUCGAAGAAGCUUGCGUUAGAGCAUGUUGAGGGAAACAUGGAAGUGUGAACGAGAGGUAAGAAUCCACUGUAGGCAUCUCUGGCCCUUGUUGAAAAUUAUAAAAUUUUACUGAAAUAUUUGCACAGUCCUACAUGCUGCAUUAAUGCCAUUAUUCCCAGCGUCAAUGCCUCGAAUAGACUUGGGGGGGAAGCUCGUUAAUUUGAAUUGAUGCCUUCCAUUACAUUAAUUUUGGUUUGCUUGUUAGGUCUGGUUUCUUGCAGUUUUAUAUUUGUGUGGUGCAGACAUGGCCAGUGAUCAUGGGAAGUGCUGUAGGUGUCAAGUUGGGCGGAUUACACGAAGUACUUUUCUAAAACUUUUUUUUUUUUCUGUGUGUCCCUGUUGGGAUUGUAAUCAUGAUGGUGAUGAUUUCGUACAUUUGUUAGUGUGUCUCAUAAUAUUAUCAACAUAAAGAGUACAGACGACAAACAGCAAUAUUUUUUACAAUGCCACCUCCACAUUGUGACUGUCUAGAUGAGUGUUUUUUGUCACAUGUUUGUACUUUCAGAUGGUAGUUUUUGGUUUUUGAAUACUCUUUGAAUUAUAUUUUAUGCAAGUUUGCUCACACGUGGUUUUGUAAUAUUAAUAGGUUUAGGCAGGGGGAACAGAUGAUAUGAAAGUGUUGAGAAUCGAUGUUGAGUGUUCGAAUUAUUGUCACAAAUUUCUCAGAAAUAUGAACUGGUGAUAUCCUAAGAAAGUUGAAAGUGCUGUUGCCUUUGUGUAGCUCGCUUUUAGCAUAUUUUACAGUGCACCUGUCCUGGUGGAAAAUUAGCACGUCACCUAUUGUGUGUCGUGCUCGCAAGGCCUCUGUAGCAAUGCCAACUGUUUGAGAAGCUAGUCAUUUUGUUUAGGAAAUUUCUGAGUUUGAGUCAUAUGAUUCACUGAUGACACAUUAAGGAUCUGACAAGAAAAAUCACUGUGGCGGACGGACAAAGUUUGAUGCACAUUCCAGGUGUUUUUCUCAAGAAUUUUGGGACAGGGAUGUACGAUACGUGUAGGCUCACAGUGUUAACAGCGGAAGUUUGUUCAGUGACACCGAUGCUUCAAUGAAAUGAUGCCGGCAGAAAGCCUGAGAUUACAAUUCUCUAUAUAAGAGCUGCCAGAUAUUUCGUGAAAUUAAAUUGAGAAGAAUCACCAGAUCAGUUACUGUGACCUGGCACCUUUUGAAACUAAAAGUAACUAUAAAAAGAAGCUUCCUCUAAAAAGGCUUAAAAAUUGGGCUGUUCGGUUUUCUGAAAUCAUGAUUGAAAGCGUUAAAACCCCAGUGGCCGGGGAGCUAAAAAGACAGACACGAACACGUGCACAUUGCAUGUGUUUUUGUCUGUCUUUCUAGCUCCCCGGCACUGGGGUUUUAACGCUUUUAACCUUCCUCUAACUUUUAAUUGAGAAAAACAGGAUUUGAAUAUGCUUUGGGAGCCAGGGCCUCCAUGUAACCAGGUUGUAUUGUCCGACUGUGUGUUGCCCUUUUCUUUUGUAGCAGUGCAUCAACAUAUGCCAGAUAAAUAACCAGCUAAGUAUAUCGCCCUGUGAAACACAAGCUAGAGCUAAAAGAGAAGAGAAGAGAAGCAGUCGUUUCCAACACCAGUUUCGGCAUUUUUAACGUUUCUUCUGGUCGGCGUCAACUACAUGUAAAGAGCGACUCCCAUUGAAACUAUUUUUGCAAGGUUGCUUCACUUUUCAGCCUAAAUUCGAGCGCAAUAUUCUAAGGAAAACCUAGCAUACGUUGAGCCAGAUAAAUUUAAGGUUCUCGUUGGUGUCAUUUGAUCGAAGCAUCGUAUCUCGAAACGUGCCUGAUGCAUCACUAGACUCAAUACUCGUUGACUCUUGGCGACUAUUAAACGACUAUUUUUUUUUCACUUCGAUCUGCACACCAUCCGAGGAACCACGUACAUCAGCGAGUCCACAGGCUGCUUGUACUGUUUCUUUCUCUCUGUUUGUGAGGCUUCUGUAGUGUUUCUCACUUGCGAGAGCAGCUGCAUGCAGCUUGUUGCCUUCUUGGCAUGCUGUAGUUGCCAACACUGUUGCUCAGAUUUUGUACGAUGUCAACCCGAUGCUGAACUGUGCGGCGCUCACAGUUGCACUUCUCUGUAGUCAGCAGAGUAGCAUGUAGAGAGAGAGAGUGUGCCGUUUUUAAAAGACAUUAGUGGAGGACUAGUUCCGUAGGGUACUCGUAGAAAGCAAAAAAGCUUUGGAAGUCGUAUGUUGUGGACGUAGAAUCUUCGUAGCACAGAGUAGUCGUAGAAUCAUUCUAGAAUGCCGUAGAGUGUGCUAGGUAUCCUUCGUAGCCGAAGUUGCGAAAGGAAGUUGGCAUAGGAACUGUGUUGGGUUAAACGGAGCAUUGGUUACUGCUUCCUCAACAGCGUUCUGCUGGAGGAUCCAGAGUGAUCCCGUCUAGUGUAACAAUAACGAGUUUGCUACUUGCUGUUACCUAAUAGCCAAUCUUUGUGUUACCUCGUUUAACUUGUGCAGAAUCUUUUAGCACAUUUCAGUGUAUACGUGCCACAACAAUUCACUGUACGGUCAUAGUUCUGUUCACGUCCUCUUGCACCUGUUUAUUUUAUUUUAUUUUUUCGGACUACUUACUGAGUAUUGCUUUGCAUUGCAUUGUGUCUACUUACAUUUACAGCCGUCUGUUAUUGAAUUGAGGUAUUGCGUGAUCUAGGAUUGCUCACUCUCUAUACAGUUGUCUGUUCCAGUAUCCACAGGAAGGGGGCUGCGAAAACGGAUAGCUAUUUUUAUACAGUGUGUUGCUUCUCUCAAGUACAUGAAGGAACAAAUAAAGCUAUAGUUAUACGCUUC
Ornithodoros turicata is the source of this 5553-nucleotide messenger RNA. Its product is annotated as galactose-3-O-sulfotransferase 4-like. Lineage: Eukaryota; Metazoa; Arthropoda; Arachnida; Ixodida; Argasidae. Bases 280 to 1692 code for a protein of 470 amino acids. The transcript is spliced from 6 exons. Gene Ontology annotation, molecular function: galactosylceramide sulfotransferase activity. Gene Ontology annotation, cellular component: membrane. Gene Ontology annotation, biological process: glycolipid biosynthetic process. The record is from RefSeq and is a predicted model, not a curated record.